Messenger RNA from Solanum stenotomum, 4486 nucleotides. Its product is annotated as disease resistance protein UNI-like. The coding region runs from base 1 to 4053 and encodes 1350 amino acids. The record is from RefSeq and is a predicted model, not a curated record. Gene Ontology annotation, molecular function: ATP hydrolysis activity; ADP binding. The transcript is spliced from 9 exons. NCBI's taxonomy places the organism in Eukaryota, Viridiplantae, Streptophyta, Magnoliopsida, Solanales, Solanaceae.
AUGGAAUUCUUAUCUGUUUUUACGGAAAAGGUAAUAGAUUGCUUGAUCCAGCCAGUUGUGCGACAGAUUGGGUAUUUCUACUACUACAAGAACAACAUCACAUCUAUGGGAAAAGAAUCUGAGAAGCUGAAGAACAUCAAAAGUGAGAUGCAGGAAAAAGCGGAAGUUGCCCGGAGAAACUUACAACGCAUUUCACUCAAUGGCGAGGUUUGGUUAACUAGUGUUGAUACCACUAUUGCUCAAGUGGAUGAUGUAAUGGGAGGUAUACCUGAGGUUGAAAGGGGUUGCUUUUAUGGGUGCUGUCCAAACUUGAAGUCACGUUACUCCCUCAGCAGGAGAGCUAAGAAAAUUACAGAGGAGUUGACUGAACUUCGAAAUGAAGCCCCCGACUCUAAUGCUUUCUCCUAUGAUCAUCCAGUCCAAAGUGAGGCUAUACCUAGUUACGAUGGUGAGAUGUUUGACUCCAGAAAAUUGCAAGAGGAUGAGAUCAUGGAAGCUUUGAAAGAUGACGAGGUCACUGUGAUUGGUAUAUGUGGUAUGGGUGGUGUUGGUAAAACAACACUCGCUGAGAAAAUCAGACUAAAGGCAAAACAAGAAAGGGGUAAUAAUUUCAUAGAUGUCGUCAUGGUAACUGUCAGUCAACAACCAGACUUGAAAAAACUUCAGGGUCAGAUGGCAGACGGACUCGGGCUGACAUUACAAGGGGAUAAUUUGUGGAGUCGUGGAGAUCAGCUGCGUACAAGGUUAAUGGAUCAGAACAGCCGCAACCUUAUAAUCUUGGAUGAUGUUUGGGAGGCUCUUCAUGAUCUAGACAAACUUGGAAUUCCCAGCGGUAGCAACCACAACCAUCGCUGCAAAGUGAUAUUGACGACACGUUUCCGAAAUGUUUGUGAAGAAAUGAAAGCUAAGAAGAUCAUGGAAGUUGAAACGUUAUCCGAAGAGGAAGCAUGGAGCCUUUUCAAAGAGAAAGUCGGUGAUUUUGGCAACGAUCCUUCUCCGAUUGACAUAGCUAAAGAGGUUGCCAAAGAAUGCAAGGGGUUGCCGCUUGCAAUUAUUAUACUUGCAGGAGCACUAAAGAGUAAAACCAAGCCUUCGUGGGAGGAUGCCCUUAUACAAUUACGUGAUGCAGAACCAAAAAAUAUCCCUGGAGUGAACAGUAAGGUGUAUAAAUCUCUGAGGCUAAGCUAUGACCACUUGGGCGAGAAUGAAGCAAAGUAUCUCUUUUUGCUUUGUUCUUUGUUCGAGGAAGAUAGCUAUAUUCGGACUGAAGAAUUGCUUGGAUUUGGAAUGGGGCUUGGCAUCUUUUCUAGAAUUAAAAAUAUACAAGGAGCAAGAAAAAGGGUGUGUUUUCUAUUAGAAAUAUUGAAAGAUGGUUUCUUGUUAUCCCAAGGUUCAGAAAAAAAUCAUGUGAAAAUGCAUGAUGUGGUCCGUGAUGUGGCUAUAAGUAUUGCGUCUGAAGGAGAGCAUAACUUUAUGGUAAGUCACGAUGUUAACUCGGAAGAGUUUCCAAGAAGAACUUCUUAUGAGCAUUUCAGUCACAUGUCAAUUGUUGCAAAUAAAUUUGAUGAGCAUCCUAGACCAAUAAUUUGCACAAAACUGAAGCUUUUAAUGUUGAAACUCUGUUUUGAAGAUCCAUUCAAACUACAGGACGAUUUUUUUGAUGAAAUGAGUAACCUCAAUGUCUUGAGCCUGAGGGGAGACAGAUUUGAGGAGUCCAUUCUGCGUUUUCCUGCAUUCAUUAGGAGGUUGUCAAGUCUGAGGACACUGUGUCUGAGUAAUUUAAGGUUGGAUGACAUAUCCUUUAUUGGGGAACUUGUCGAAUUAGAAAUUCUCAGCAUAAGAGAUUGUGAGUUAGAUGAUCUGCCAGAGGAGAUAGGAAAAUUGACCAGUCUAAUUAUGUUAGAGCUGCGGAAUGAGAUAGGAGGACUUAAAAGGAUUUCAGGAGGGGUGUUAUCAAAACUAGCUCAAUUGGAGGAACUACAUAUUGUGGGAGUAGAAGAUUUGAGUGAUGUGAUCUACAAUAACCUUGACCUUCCCUCCAAGUUGGCACGGUACACUCUUAAAACGGGUGGAGCUUACAUUGGGAUUCCAAGCAUUGGUAAUUACGACAAGAUUAUUGCUUUAGAGGUCACGAAGACUGCCCCAUUGGGUGAUUGGAUCUGCCACCUGUUGAAGGAGAGCAAAUUUGUAAGUUGUAGGGGAAAGGGCUCUAAUAAUGUGUUGACUGAAUUGCAGCUGAAUGAAUUUCAGAAUGUUAAAUUUCUCCGCCUCUUUGGAUGUGAUUUAGUGACACAUUUAUUGAAGACAACACAUGAAGUAAUCAAGUUCCCCAAUUUAUAUGAGUUGCAGCUUGUAAAUCUGAUGUGCUUGACUCACAUUUGCAGUGACAGUGUAGAGUGCAUUGAGUUCCCUCAGUUACAAAGAAUGUUCUUCUAUGGAUUACCUGAGUUCCAAAAUUUCAGGCCUACAGCCAACAACUCAAAUCCUCUUUUUGAUGAAAAGGUUUCUUGUCUCAACCUGGAACACCUAGACAUCUGCGCCCUUAAAAGCAUAAGUGCUCUAUGCUCUUACCAACUUCCAACUGACUACUUCACCAAACUUCAAACAUUGAGAGUAUCAGAUUGUGGAAAAUUGAGAAACUUGAUGUCUCCAUCAGUGGCCAGAGGUCUUCUGAAUCUCCAACUGUUAUGGAUACAAUACUGUCAAUCAAUGGAAGAAGUGAUCACUAAAGGAGAAGGAAUCAUGACCUUAUUUCCCCGAUUGGAACAUUUGACUCUUACCAAUCUGCCUAAGCUGGGGCAUUUCUUUAUGACAGAGCACACUCUUGAAUUUCCAUUUCUCAAGGAAGUGAUUAUUACUGACUGCCCUGAAAUGAAGACGUUUGUCCAACACGGAAUAUAUGUGAGUACACCGAUUCUCAAAUGUGAUGAUGAGGUGAAAGUAGAUGAUCUCAAUAAAUGGAUACAACAGAGGUCAAAUCCUCUUUUUGAUGAAAAGGUUUCUUGUCCCAAUCUGAAAGUGCUAUAUAGCAUUGGGGCUAACUGCAUAAGUGCUCUAUGCUCUCACCAACUUCCAACUGACUACUUCACCAAACUUCAAUCAUUGGAUGUAUCGCAUUGUGGAAAAUUGAGAAACUUGAUGUCUCCAUCAGUGGCCAAAGGUCUUCUGAAUCUCCAACUGUUAUGGAUACAACACUGUCAAUCAAUGGAAGAAGUGAUAACUAAAGGAGAAGGAAUCAUGACCUUAUUUCCCCGAUUGGAACAUUUGAAUCUUACCAAUCUGCCUAAGCUGGGGCAUUUCUUUAUGACAGAGCACGCUCUUGAAUUUCCAUUUCUCAAGAUAGUGAUUAUUAAUGACUGCCCUGAAAUGAAGACGUUUGUCCAACACGGAAUAUCUGUGAGUACACCGAUUCUCAAAUGUGAUGAUGAGGUGAAAGUAGAUGAUCUCAAUAAAUGGAUACAGCAGAGCUCAAAUCCUCUUUUUGAUGAAAAGGUUUCUUGUCUCAACCUGGAACACCUAGACAUCUGCGCCCUUAAAAGCAUAAGUGCUCUAUGCUCUCACCAACUUCCAACUGACUACUUCACCAAACUUCAAACAUUGAGAGUAUCAGAUUGUGGAAAAUUGAGAAACUUGAUGUCUCCAUCAGUGGCCAGAGGUCUUCUGAAUCUCCAAGAGUUAUGCAUACAAGGCUGUCAAUCAAUGGAAGAAGUGAUCACAAAAGGAGAAGGAAUCAUGACCUUAUUUCCCCGAUUGGCAGAUCUGACUCUUAAUUAUCUGCCUAAGCUGGGGCAUUUCUUUCUGACAAAGCAUGCUCUUGAAUUUCCAUUACUCAGAAUUGUGUCUAUUCGUGACUGCCCUGGAAUGAAGACGUUUGUUCAACUGGGAAUAUCUGUGAGUACACCGAUUCUCAAAUGUGAUGAUGAGGUGAAAGUAGAUGAUCUAAAUAAAUGGAUACAGCAGAGGUUCAAUAACAAGCAACAAGAAGCUAGUCAUGGCGACGAAGUUGAACCUAGAGGAGGUUCCAGUGGAGAAAGGAAAAUUGAUCCAAUCUAAUUUUGUUAAGAGUUUUUGAAUAAGCAUAGAGUACUUAAAAGGAUUUCACCAGUGGUCUUAUCAAGAUUAGUUCGAUUGGAGGAACUACAUAUCAUGGGAGUAGAACAUUGUAGCUACUCCACAUCGAGGGAUCUGAAAUCCUUAUCGUGGUCGACUGCACUGACAUUGUAGUUUGUAAAAGGUGUUCAGUGUGUGUAAUCUUGAAAUGAAAACUCUGUUGCCUUUCUUCUGUUGGUUAGGCAUAAUUGUAUAGAUUUUUACCUCGUAUAAAUUUCUGUAUUCGAAUUAUAUAACGUACUAACUAAUUACCUUCAAUGUUGUUUACUUCCAGGGCGUACAAUCGCACCCCAUCUAAUUUUAUUAUCAACCAUAGAUGUGCCCGAGUUCCCAAGACCUUGACCCUGGCAGAUAGUCUGUUACAAGCUCUUUUUAU